AUGAGCAUCGAAGAACCAACCAAAGCAGAUAUUGACACUAUUUUCAAACGAUUAAAAACUAUACCAGCAAAUAAGAUAUGUUUUGAUUGCGGAGCUAAAAAUCCAACUUGGGCUAGUGUUACAUAUGGUGUAUUUUUAUGUAUUGAUUGUUCUGCCGGUCAUCGUGGACUGGGCGUUCAUUUAUCAUUUAUUCGGUCAACAAAUUUAGAUACAAACUGGACCUGGUUACAGUUGCGUGCGAUGCAAGUUGGUGGUAAUGCAAAUGCCGAAAUGUUUUUCCAACAACAUGGUUGCCAUAGUAAAGAUAUUCAACAAAAAUAUAACAGCCGUGCAUCACAGCUUUAUCGAGAAAAACUGCAUCAAUUAUCGACAAAAGCAAUGAAAAUGCAUGGAACAAAAUUGAUCAUUGAUGAUGCUCCAAAAUCUGAUCAAACGCAUUCUUCAACUGAUAAAAAAGAAGGUGACUUCUUUCAUGAACACUCACAAUCACUAGGAACAACUGGCAAUAGGAUUGAAAAUAACGCUGAGAACUAUUCGUUAUCUUUGGAAUCAAGUGAUCCAAAUAUAGAUCAAUCUGAUCAAUUUGGGGAAGGUCCGUCGAUUGAUCCGAAUGUUUUCAGCGCGGACGGUACUCAAAAAACGUUGGAUCCUAAAAAGUCAACAAUUGGACAAAGACGACCGGCGCCAUCGAAAAAGAAAGGUUUUGGUGCACAAAAGGUAGUAACGGAUUUCAAAGAAAUUGAACGUAAUGUACAAGAACAAGAAAAAAUGAAAGAAAUACAAACACACCAAGAAAUAAAAAGUCGUGAAGAAAACGAAAAACAAAUAGAGAAACAAAUGGCCAGUUUGAAAUUUGCUUAUCAAGAUAUUAAUAAACAACGAGAAGUAGAGGAAGCUAAAUUAAAACAAUCAAAUCCGAAAAAAGCUGAACAACUUGAACGAUUAGGCAUGGGAUUUUCUAGCCGAAGUGGUGUAAGUCAUAGUGCAAUGACUGAUAUGCAAACGAUACAACAAGAAGGCGUGACAACAACGCGAAAUGUUUCAUUAGCACCACGUAAUCGUGAUUUCUUUGACGAAUUUGAUGUACCAUCAUUUUCUAGCCGAUCAAAAUUGGACGAUGAUUUGUUCAAACCAAAACCAUCUAAAAACGAUACAUUUGGUUCGGAUUGGGAAGUGAUUGAUCAAAAAGUACAAACAAAAGAUAUGGACUUGCGAACUUAUGCUAGCGACACUAUUAGUGGAUUUAGAGACGUACCCCGAUCAAAUGAUAGAACGCCAACACCAUCAUCACCGGUUGGUAAUGAUGCUCAAAAACGUUUUACAAAUGCAAAAGCUAUUUCCAGUGAUCAAUACUUCAAUAAAGAUAAUGAUAAUGAUAGAAGCAACAUCAUUUCUCGUUUUGGCGAAAGUAAAAGUAUAUCAUCAGCUGAUUAUUUCGGUGAUCCACAGAGCAAGAGCCAGCAACGUGGUGGUGGUAAUGGUAAUUAUCAAGGACCGGAUCUAGCUACAAUGAAAGCCGAUUUUAAAGAUGGAGUUUCAAAAGUAGCCGGAAGAUUAUCAACAAUGGCUAGCAAUGUUAUGUCCACAAUUCAAGAUCGUUAUUAA
Molecule: messenger RNA, 1605 nt
Organism: Didymodactylos carnosus
Lineage: Eukaryota; Metazoa; Rotifera; Eurotatoria; Philodinida; Philodinidae
Source: the annotation of a GenBank genome assembly